AUGUCCAGCGGAGCUAUCACCAACGAAGGAAUCACUGACCCAUUGCACCGUGUUAAACAGGUCAGUCCUAAUUUCCUUAGCUGUUUCCUGCUUUCAAAUGUUCAACAAAUGGGGGAUUUAUCUAAAUUUUGCAUGAUUUACUCGAAAAUUUUUUAUUUAGUGGAUUUAAUUGUUCGGAAAUGCAUUUAUUUAUUGAUAUUUACAUUGCCGGUGACUAUGUGAUGCAUAUAUUAUGAUGUUAUAUUUACAUGAAAUGUAUUUUUCGCUGUUGAAUAUCAUAUUUCAAACUUUACGUGGGGUUUUGGGACAUGGAUAAUAUAAUUGCUAAAUUUUUGCGACUGAAAAUUUUGUUUUAAAAGUUACAUUAUAUUAUAGAUUCAGUAAGAAAUUUGAAUGCAAUGAACAAUGCCUUUGUUAUUAUAUUUGUUUAGCUCUCUACUGUCCAUAAUCAAUCAAACGGCUCCAUCAAGCGACCAAGUUCUGACGAUUUGAAUUGUACGUGUAACGAGGAUUUUAUUUAUUCGCGACCACAUUUCGUAUUAUGAUUCUUAUGAUUGAUGCGUUUGUUUAACUUUUACAUUUUCUUUUUUACGUAUUUAUAAUCUUUCUUGUGGGGUUGGGUGAUUUUUUGGCUCAUCGUAGAUUUUAUUAGUUGUGCCUUUAGAAUAGUUUUUUUAAAUGUUUAGACAAUAGAGUAAUAUCUAAAUUUUAGUGCACCCAGCUAAACGACCAAACGGUGAAAUGGCUGGCAUGGGAAUGGGUGGUCAGCUGAACGAACCUCUGAUGGACACAAUCCAGAUUCCCGAGAACGUGGUCGGACUUGUCAUUGGAAGGGGCGGAGAACAGAUCUCCAACAUCCAACAACAGUCCGGAUGUCGAGUCCAAAUGGCCCAAGAUGCACAAGGAAAGGGGUUCCGGGUGUGCACUCUGCAUGGGUCUAGAACUUGUAUUGAUCGAGCCAAGCAAUUGAUUGGGGAUGUGAUCAACAAGAAGCAAACUGGAGCUAAUGGAAUUCCUCAACAAAACUUUCCUGGACUUGGGCAACCUACUAUCACUCAUGAAAUGCUAAUUCCUGGGAAUAAAUGUGGCCUGAUUAUUGGAAAGAGUGGAGAAACCAUCAAGGGACUUCAGGUAAGACUCCAUUAAUGUUAUUAAUUUUAUUUUUAGGAACAAAUUGGAUGCAAAAUGUUGCUGGUCCAAGAGAGUCAGCAUGUUUCUCAACAUCCAAAGACCUUGAGAAUUUCUGGAUCUCCUGAUAAAGUGGAGCAAUGCAAGAGAGCUGUAGAACAACUGAUCAGCGAAGGUGGUAACGCCUCUUCGAUUACAUCCAUGAUUCAACAAAAGUCUGUUGGAGAAGUGAUCGUUCCCCGUUCUGCUGUUGGUAUCAUCAUUGGAAAGGGUGGAGAAACAAUUAAGAGACUUGCUCAGGAAUCAAACACCAAGAUUCAAUUCAAGCCUGAUGGUAGGUUAUGUUCUGUUUAAAGAUUACUCGUUUGCGUUUUCUAAGAGCCAAGUAAUUGCUGGCCUUCUGGUUCUUUUAAUGAGCAAGUUUUUUGUGAUUUAUUUGAAUCGGAAUUACGACCAUUACAAUUAUUAGGUGUCAUAAGGACGCUAGAACAUGUUUGAACCAAAAUCAUGGAGAGCUUAUCGAUUGAGUCAAAUUUCUCUUAAUUUUUGUUCGUACAAACAAAAUUGAAUUUUUGGUUAUAUGAUAUUUUUUCAACUCAUAUUUUUAAACGUUUUUUAGAAGAUCCAAAUGCUUCGGAGAGAUGUGCCGUUGUUCAAGGAACUCCUGAACAGAUCACUCGAGCCACUCAAAUGAUCUGGGAUUUGGUUCAAAGAUCCUCCGGCAAUCAAGCGACAGAGGUCUGUCUGAUGCAUGUCCCUGCUAACAAGACUGGCUUGGUCAUUGGAAAAGGCGGAGAGACCAUUAAGCAGAUCUGCAAUGAAUCCGGAGCUCAUGUCGAAUUGUCCCGUGACCCUCCCCCAAAUGCCACUGAGAAGGUGUUUGUAAUCAAGGGAUCUCCAUACAACAUACAUUGUGCCCAGCAUAUUAUUCGCAUUAAGGUUGGAGACAUCCCACCAGGGACACCGGUGCCACCAAUGGGGGCUGCUGCUCAAACUGGAGGGCAAUACCAGAGUUCGCAGUACGGAGGCUCCGGAGAUCAGUAUCAGAAUCAAUGGUCUCAAAAUGGCUACGGUAAGUAGUUUUGUUGCCCUUACAUUUUAAAAUCGUCGAUAGUAUAUUUUAAUUUUGCAGGCGGUGGUAACAAUCAAUAUGGCGGUGGUGCUCCAGCUUAUCAAGCUGCUCAAACAGCACAGCCUGCAGCCCAGGCUCAACCAGGCCAAAACGCACAAAUCAACCCUCAAACUGGUCAACCCGACUAUUCGGCUCAAUGGGCAGAUUACUAUAGAUCCGUUGGAAUGCACGAACAGGCAGCUAUCAUCGAGCAACAAAUGAAGGGAAGACCCGCAGGCGGCGCUGGUCAGCCACAACAGCAAGCUGGUCGAAACCAAUAUUAUCCACAUCAAGCUUAA
Molecule: messenger RNA, 2538 nt
Organism: Bursaphelenchus xylophilus (pine wood nematode)
Lineage: Eukaryota; Metazoa; Nematoda; Chromadorea; Rhabditida; Aphelenchoididae
Source: the annotation of a GenBank genome assembly